Molecule: messenger RNA, 549 nt
Organism: Saccostrea cuccullata (small rock oyster)
Lineage: Eukaryota; Metazoa; Mollusca; Bivalvia; Ostreida; Ostreidae
Exons: 2
Coding region: 1-549 (182 amino acids)
Source: RefSeq, a predicted model, not a curated record
AUGAGUAAUGCCCAUGAUAUCGCAAAGUGGAUGAAAUUUCAUCUCAGUGGGGGUUUGAACGAAAGUGGAAGUCGCGUUAUUACACAAGACACAUUGAAAUCCACGUACAAUGCACGGAAUUCCAUAUCUUCAUCAGGCAUAAGUGGAUAUUUUCCAAAACCAAGGGUUUCUCACAAGACAAGUGAGGAUAAUUAUGCUCUAGGGUGGCGAAAUGGUCAUUAUAGAGAGUAUAAAAUAUUACGCCAUACGGGAACAAUACUAGGAUUUUCGUCUCUUAUAACUCUCAUACCGGAGAUGAACAUCGGAAUCUUUACGACAAUGAAUGGACAAGAUUCUGAUUAUAUUUUCCGAACUCUUCCUCACAAUUACUUAGCAGAUAUUGCAUUGGGGGAAGAUGCAUGGCUAAACUCCAGCACAAUUUGUUCUUUUCCAAAUCCAUGGUACUCUAUGCCCCCAGAAGCGAGUCACACAAUCAAUAAAUCUCACAAGCUUUCGAGAUCUCCAUCGGAAUACGUCGGACAUUACGGUAACAAUGGAUACGGGGAUUAA